UCCAGCUCUUCAAGGGCGCUUCCGCAAGCGCGCGCUCUGCACAGGUUUAUCUGAAACGGAUGUUCGCACGCAUCGAAUGAGCUUUUGAUUUAACUCUAUUUACCCUACGUUUACCUUAAGACAUCACAAUGCCAAAGUCAAAGGAAAUGUUGUCUUCUACCUCAGACAGUGGCUCUGACAGUGAAGUUGACACGAAGGCCAAAAGAAAGAAGCAAGCAACACCAGAAAAGCCAUCAAAGAAACGAAAAGUUGGAGAAACCUCAAAAGUGUCUUCUGCCUCUAAAAGCAGUAGCAGUAAAAAUGACAAUAUGUUCCAGAUAGGAAAGAUGAGAUAUGUGAGUGUUCGGGAUUUCAAGGGAAAAGUGCUCAUUGAUAUCCGGGAAUACUGGAUGGACCAAGAAGGUGAAAUGAAACCAGGCCGGAAAGGUAUUUCACUGAACCCAGAGCAGUGGAACCAACUAAAAGAGCAGAUAAGUGAGAUUGACGAUGCCGUGAGGAGAACAUAAGCCCUGCCUGCAAUUCACUGAUACCUGGAUGCUUUUUUUUAUUUUAAUUUCUUAAAAGAUUCUUGCUCUGCAGUUCUGCUUGUGUUGUCCUCCAAAGCCCAAACACAGUAUCUAUACCUUCUCUGAAUUGGCCAAGGGACAGAUCACAGUCUAAGUGACCUGUCAUAAAUUUGACAAA
Onychostoma macrolepis is the source of this 684-nucleotide messenger RNA. RefSeq names its product SUB1 regulator of transcription a (gene sub1a). The coding region runs from base 129 to 506 and encodes 125 amino acids. NCBI's taxonomy places the organism in Eukaryota, Metazoa, Chordata, Actinopteri, Cypriniformes, Cyprinidae. The record is from RefSeq and is a predicted model, not a curated record. Gene Ontology annotation, biological process: positive regulation of transcription initiation by RNA polymerase II. The transcript is spliced from 5 exons. Gene Ontology annotation, cellular component: nucleus; transcription regulator complex. Gene Ontology annotation, molecular function: transcription coactivator activity; DNA binding.